Molecule: messenger RNA, 487 nt
Organism: Racocetra fulgida
Lineage: Eukaryota; Fungi; Glomeromycota; Glomeromycetes; Diversisporales; Gigasporaceae
Source: the annotation of a GenBank genome assembly
GAGAAAGAAUACACGUAAAUUACCUCCAUUACCUACAAAAAAUUGCUCUUCCAAUAAUGAUGCGGAUUCAGAAAAGUUGCCCUUUGACUAUAAUGAAAGUGGUGGGAAAAUACGAAUUUUGAAACGUGCUUUUAUUUCAGGACCUGGUACUAAUUCUCGAAUUCAAGUAAAACGUUCGCGAAAUGAAUCUAGCGUGGUAUCAGUGCUUAUUGAACAGAAAACACCCUACAUGAUUGAUGAGUGCAACUCUAUUGGUUCUAAUAUUGAUGAGGAAACGGAAGCAUUUACGCAAGUUAAUGAGCCCAUAGAACCUUCAGCAAUCAUUUGGUUGCCAAGACAAAAUGAGAAUACAGGUGCAUUUCGCAUUGGAGCCAACGACGUCCUGAUGGGUAUUAAUCGAAAUAACAGUUAUAUUGAAGAUACUUCAAAUUCUAUAACCGAACAAGAAAAUGCUUCGAAUCAUGUUCUGGCAUUUGAUACCCCUUCA